Molecule: messenger RNA, 7873 nt
Organism: Chanos chanos (milkfish)
Lineage: Eukaryota; Metazoa; Chordata; Actinopteri; Gonorynchiformes; Chanidae
Gene: chd2
Product: chromodomain helicase DNA binding protein 2
Exons: 39
Coding region: 584-6025 (1813 amino acids)
Biological process (GO): nucleosome organization
Cellular component (GO): chromatin; nucleus
Molecular function (GO): chromatin binding; ATP hydrolysis activity; DNA binding
Source: RefSeq, a predicted model, not a curated record
AAUGGAGAGAACGUCAAUCAAAGGCUUAGCUCUCAGAGCUGGGAAGGAGCUCUAGAUGGCGGAUGAGCCUUGGGAAGGGGAACACGUCGAGCCUCGCUGGGCUCUUUCUAGCACUUCUCUCAAACUUUGACGAACUUUUCGUUUCAUACGGAGACCAAAAUUAAAACGUUCUUUUCGGAUUAUUUCGUUUCGAAAAGUGUAGACGUUUCUGUGUUUCUUUUGUUAUAUUUUCUUUCGUUCUGAAGUCUAGUGGUGUAGUGUGGAUGCGCGAGUCGUUGUUUUCCCUGCCUUGCACUGGCGGCCAUGGCGCUCCUCCAUUUUUAGUGCGCUCAGCCUGGCACUUUAGACCCUCGAGUCGCUUAGUUAAUAGCCGUUGUCCUGCCAGUGCUAUCAUUUUUAUUUUCAAAUAAUAUUCCGGAAUAGCAUUUAAACGUCGUAGAUAUAUAUUUUUUGUUUUUUAUUGCUACAGAAAUAAAUCGUCUUUUUUUACGGACGUGAAAGCACUACUCAUUUAUCUUCCUGUCUAUGGAAUAGUAAAUACCAGGACAUAAGAUCAACAUUAACAAAAGUUCAAGACAUAACCAUGAUGAAGAAUAAGAAUAAAAAUCAGGAAGAUGAAACCUCGGCACAAAGCAAUGCAUCAAGCAAUUCAGCCUCAGAGGAGUCAAACCGCUCGGGGUCAGAAUCUGGGAGUCAGUCGGAGAGCGAGCAGGGCAGUGAGAGAGCACGAUCCCACCAUUCGGAGUCCAACAGCACAUCUGACUCUGAGAGUCACUCUGAGUCGGAGAGCGGGUCCACUGGGUCCAAAUCACGGCAGGUCUCCACAGAGGUCAAAGACAAACCAGUUAGGAAGAAAGACAACUUGGCGGAUGUGAAAAAGAUGUGGGAAGAGCAUCCAGAUGUCUAUGGUGUUAGGAGAUCUAAUCGCUGCAGACAAGAACCUGCUCGUCUUAAUAUAGGAGCCGAGGGUAGCAGUGAGUCAGAGAGUGAAAGCCCUAAAAGGAAAGGACCACGACAGAAAAAGAAAGAUAAUACCUGGAAAGAUGAUGACUCAAAUGACGAAGAGGAAGAUGAGGAUGAGGAGGCCAGCAGUACAGAGAGUGAGCAGGAAGAGAAAAAAGUUAGAUCCAGACGACUUCCUGCCAGAAGACCACAGACCAAAACAGCUUCAGCUAAGCAGCAACAGUCUCAAAAAGGACGAAAACAGAGAAAGCAAGAGUCAUCUGAGGAAGACGAAGAUGAUGAUGACGAGGAUGAUGAUGAUGAGGAAGAUACUCCAAAGAGACAGACACGACGCAGGGCAGCUACCAAAGUCAGUUACAAGGAAGACCAAAAUGACUUUGAGACCGACUCUGAUGACCUUAUUGAGAUGGCAGAUGGAGGUGAAGAACAGCAAGAUGAUGACAGCGAGACCAUUGAGAAGGUCUUGGAUACCAGAACAGGCAAAAAAGGAGCUUCCGGGGCAGCUACAACACUUUACGCCGUGGAGGAGAAUGGCGAUCCGGGUGCCGAUUUUGACCCAGCCAAGGAUGAAGGAGAAACCCAGUACCUCAUCAAAUGGAAAGGGUGGUCCUACAUCCACAACACCUGGGAGAGUGUCGACACCCUCACCCAGCAAAAAGUCAAAGGGAUGAAGAAACUGGAGAACUUCAAGAAGAAGAAUGAAGAGCUCAACCUAUGGUUGUCCAGAGCAUCUCCUGAGGAUUUAGAGUACUACAACUGCCAGCAAGAACUGACCAGUGACCUGAACAAGCAAUUUCAGAUUGUGGAGAGAGUCAUUGCCAUGAAAACGGGGAAAUCGCAAGGACCGUCUGAUUUUCCUUCCCAUAAAACCAGCUCCAACGAGCCAGAGUAUCUGUGUAAGUGGAUGGGUUUGCCCUAUGCAGAGUGCACAUGGGAAGAUGGAGCAUUGGUAGGGAAGAAGUUUCAGCAUUGCAUAGACAGCUUCCACAGCAGGAAUGCCUGCAAGACUGUUCCCUCCAAAGACUGCAAAGUGUUGAAACAAAGACCUAGAUUUGUAGCCCUGAAGAAACAGCCGUCUUAUAUCGGAGGUGAGAAUCUGGAGCUUCGAGAUUACCAGUUAGAUGGUCUGAACUGGUUGGCCCACUCUUGGUGCAGGUGUAACAGUGUUAUUUUAGCUGAUGAGAUGGGCCUGGGUAAGACCAUCCAGACCAUUUCCUUCCUGUCCUACCUGUUCCAUCAGCACCAGCUGUACGGGCCUUUCAUUCUCGUGGUCCCCUUGUCCACCCUCACUUCCUGGCAGAGGGAAUUUGACACCUGGGCUCCUGACAUGAACGUUGUAGUCUACCUGGGGGACGUCAUGAGCAGAAAGACGAUCCGUGACUACGAGUGGAUACACCAACAGACAAAAAGAAUCAAAUUCAAUGCACUUUUGACCACAUAUGAAAUUCUACUGAAAGAUAAGGGAGUUUUGGGAAACAUAAACUGGGCAUUUCUGGGAGUGGAUGAAGCUCAUCGACUGAAGAAUGAUGACUCGCUGCUGUAUAAAACGCUGAUGGACUUCAGAUCCAAUCACAGGCUGCUGAUCACAGGGACCCCCUUACAGAACUCUCUCAAAGAACUGUGGUCCCUGCUGCACUUCCUCAUGCCAGACAAGUUUGAAUCCUGGGAAGAUUUUGAAGAUGAGCAUGGUAAAGGGAGAGAGAAUGGCUACCAGAGCUUGCACAAGGUCCUGGAGCCCUUCCUGCUGCGCCGUGUCAAGAAAGACGUAGAGAAAUCCCUACCUGCUAAAGUGGAACAGAUCCUUCGUGUGGACAUGUCCGCCCAGCAGAAACAGUUUUACAAGUGGAUCCUGACCAGGAACUAUCAGGCCCUUGCUAAAGGCACCAGAGGCAGCACGUCCGGCUUCCUCAAUAUUGUCAUGGAACUGAAGAAGUGCUGUAACCAUGGUUUCCUCAUCAAACAGCCAGAAGACACAGAUGAGAGUCCACAGGAGCACCUGAAGGCUCUGAUUCGUGGCAGCGGGAAACUGGUGCUCUUGGAUAAGCUUCUGACAAGGCUGAGAGAGAGAGGCAAUCGCGUCCUCAUUUUUUCCCAGAUGGUCCGCAUGCUGGACAUCCUGGCUGAUUACCUAGCCUUUAAACGCUACCAGUUCCAGCGCUUGGACGGAUCCAUUAAGGGAGAACUCCGCAAACAAGCACUGGACCACUUUAAUGCGGAAGGCUCAGAGGACUUCUGUUUCUUGCUGUCUACUCGGGCUGGAGGCCUGGGCAUCAAUCUGGCCUCAGCAGACACUGUGGUCAUCUUUGACUCCGACUGGAACCCUCAGAAUGAUCUUCAGGCUCAGGCCAGGGCUCACAGGAUUGGCCAGAAGAAACAGGUGAACAUUUACCGUUUGGUGACCAAGGGAACAGUGGAGGAAGACAUUAUUGAGAGGGCUAAGAAGAAGAUGGUUCUGGACCAUCUGGUGAUUCAAAGAAUGGACACCACUGGACGAACUGUACUGGAUAACAGCUCAGGAAAUUCAAAUUCAAACCCAUUUAAUAAAGAGGAAUUGACUGCCAUCCUAAAGUUUGGCGCUGAAGAUCUGUUCAAGGAACCUGAAGGGGAAGAAUCAGAACCACAGGAGAUGGACAUUGAUGAGAUCCUGCGACUGGCUGAAACCAGAGAGAGUGAUCAGGGAUCCAGCGCUACAGAUGAGCUACUGUCACAGUUCAAGGUGGCUAAUUUCACCAUGGAUGAGAACGUUCCAGAACUUGAGGAGAAACCCGUUAGGGAUUGGGAUGACAUUAUCCCUGAGGACCAGCGUCGGCGGGUGGAGGAAGAGCAGAAACAGAAAGAGAUGGAGGACAUCUACAUGCUUCCCAGGAGUAGAAGCUCCAACAAGAGGGCACAGGCUAAUGACAGCGACAGUGAUGUGGGUUCCAAGCUGAAGCACAGAUCUUCGGGUUCAGACAGUGAAACCGACGACAGUGAGGAUGACAAGCGGCCAAAGAGGAGGGGGAGACCCAGAGCUCGGAAAAACAACGUGGAAGGUUUCACUGAUACCGAGAUUCGCAGGUUCAUAAAGGCAUACAAGAAAUUUGGAGCACCUCUAGAAAGGUUGGAGGCCAUUGCCCGCGACUCUGAGCUUGUGGAUAAGUCCAUUGCGGAUCUAAAGAGACUGGGAGAGCUGGUCCACAGCAGCUGUGUGGCCGCAGUGCAAGAACAUGAAGAGCACAUGAAGGAGAACCCCGCCGAAGCCAAAGGUCCGGGGAAGAGGCGGGGUAUUAACAUUAAGAUCUCAGGCGUACAGGUCAAUGCCAAGUCCAUCAUCCAACAUGAGGAGGAAUUUGAGCCUCUUCACAAAGCUGUGCCUACUAACCCAUCUGAGAGAAGCAAGUUUCAGCUGACCUGUCGUGUAAAGGUGCCUCAUUUUGAUGUGGACUGGGACGUUCAAGAUGACACUCAGCUUCUACUGGGAAUCUAUGAGCAUGGCUAUGGCAACUGGGACCUCAUUAAGACCGACCCUGACCUGAAACUGUCCGAUAAGAUUCUUCCAGACGACCCUGAUAAGAAACCCCAGGGUAAGCAGCUGCAGCUUAGAGCUGACUACCUAUUGAAGAUGCUGAAAAAGGAACAGGAGAGUAAAGAUUCCUCAAAAGGAGAGGAGACCGUGGUGAAGAAGAGGAAGCCACGUGUGAAGAAAGAGAACAAAGCUCCCAAAGAUGAACUGGCCAAUGAGAUUUCUUCUCCCCGUCUCUCGGACAACCCCUCAGAGGAGGGAGAGGUGAAGGAUGAUGGAACAGACAAAUCUCCCACAAAGAAGAGACAGAAGAAAAAGGAUAACAAAGAGAAUAAAGAGAAACAGGGAACUCCCAAGAAAGAGAAAGAUGGCGACAAAGACAAAAAACGUUCCAAGCCCAGAAAAGAAAAGACCAAACCAGGAGCCAAAGGGAAGAAGUCUCAGGGCCCUGUUCACAUCACGGCAGGCAGUGAACCCAUCCCCAUCGGGGAAGAGGAUGAUGAACUGGAUCAGGAGACCUUUAGCAUCUGUAAGGAGAGGAUGAGGCCGGUGAAGAAAGCCCUGAAGCAGCUAGAUAAGCCUGAUGAGGGAUUGUCAGUGCAGGAGCAGCUUCAGCACACCCGCACCUGUCUGCUGAAGAUUGGAGACCGCAUCACAGAGUGCCUUAAAGCCUACAACGACCCAGAACACGUGAAAAUAUGGCGAAGAAAUCUCUGGAUCUUUGUGUCCAAAUUCACUGAAUUUGGGGCGAGGAAACUGCAUAAGCUCUAUAAGAUGGCUCAGAAGAAACGCUCACAGGAAGAAGAGAAAGAGCAAAAGAAGAAAGACGACCCUGCCAGGAAAAAAACAUUCAGACCAGAACCUUCGGGUUCCAGUCGAGACUCCACAGGGACUAUUCCUCCAUCGAAGCCCCAUCCACCCGUUUCCCACCCAUCUGGGCCACCUUCCCACGGCCACCACAGAGAGCCUUAUAACCAGCCAAACAAGAGACACUUUCCCAAUGACGAUCGAGGAGAUUGGCAGAGAGACCGCAAAUAUGGUUACUCUAGCAACAGUAACCAGUCUUGGCAAGGGGAGCGCCAUCACCCCUAUGACCCUCACAGAUAUAAAGAACAUCACUAUGGCGACCGCCGUCCCCACGGAGAUUCGUACCGUAGCUCUGGUGGCUAUCGCAACAGUGGCUCGCCACGCAAACGCCCCUAUGACCAGUACAGCAACGACCGGGAUCACAGGGGACACCGUGACUAUUAUGACAGACACCCAGAUGCAAAGAGGAGACGCUCUGAUGACUUCCGUUCCCCAAACUACCACCAGGGAGGAGGAGGAGGCGGAAGUCAUCCUCAGGACUUCAGGAGGAUGCCCGAUCACAGAGUCCAGGGAAACCAUGGGCCUCUGGGCCCAGAACACUACCGACCUUUCCAUCCAGACAAACCCCCUCCCCUGCUUGAUCCCCGCUCCCCCCAAGCCCAGAAGUCCCCCCACGACUCUCGCUCCCCUCCCGAGAGAACUGCUGAACAGAAAGUGGCGAUGGACUUCAACUGGAACAACAGAAAGACAUGAGAUCUGGGCGGGCGGAGGACGAGACAGGACCUUCUCGUCACACUCUGGGGACAGUGUAUGCUGCUAGAGGACUUGGUCUGGCAGGGCUGUGCGCAGCACCUCGCAGGUCAAACGUUUAUUCGACCAGCAACCACCAAACCCCCUCCACCGCCCAGUCAGAGGUUCUGUGAGCGCCCAUCACCACUGUAGAGAAUCCAUCCUGUGGAGCAUUGCCAGCCCAUCGCGUCCUCAUCCCUCCCCCCUGGGUCUCUGAGACAGGUUCACUGUCAGCAAACUGUUGUUUGGGUCGGGAUUUCACGACAUGUCAGAGCAUAGUUAGUCCUGUGGACUAUUAUGUAGGUGAAGUUGAUGAAGCCAAUAAGAAUGACUGAGAUAAGAUACAUGAAAGUGCCUCGAGCGUUUGGCCUUUUGAAGCAUCGGUAGAUGAGGGAAAUCUUUCCCAAAGUAAACAUUAUUUUUGUGUUAUUAUUGUUCUUCUUGUUGUUGUUAUUAUUAUUAUUAUUAUUGUUGGUUUGUUUUGUUCAAAAUAAGAAUCUCUUGCAAAAGUAGCCUUCAUGAGAAAAGUAAAAUGAUUGUAUUGUCAGUUGCACCUUUAUUUUUUUUCACUCUUUACUUUUGGACUGUUUGAGACUAUCCCACUUAAAUUUGACAAGCCUGCCCCCAAAGAUUGGGAUGAGCCCACGUUGAAAAAAUGAGUGAAAAUGUAAAAAUCUUAUUUGCCGUGGAGGUCUGUCUGUAAUGCUGUCAGUACUAAGUGAAUCUCUGGUAAGUCAUGUAACAAUCAGUUGGGCUGCUGAAUUGACCUAAAUUUGUCCCACUGCAGUCCCUGUAUCUCCUAGCUGCUGUGAGUCUGCUUAUCCUCUGAUAAAGUCAGUAGCCUGACGGAACAGGCCUUUACCCAACAGUAUUCCAAACCAACCUGACGAUAAUGUUUAGAACACUAUAAUUGCUAUUAUAUGUAAGCUAUUUUCCUCUCUGUCUCUUCCUGUUGUAAAUUGUGGCACCAUUUCAAUACACUGAAUCUCUGCGGUCAGUACAAGUGUGAGAGGUACUGCUGGAUCUUCAAUUGCACUAAAAACACAGUACUCUACAAGACUUUUGCUUUAUAAGUAUUGAGUAACAAGGAAUAAUGAGAUGUUUUUGAAAUCUUACUUUUGUUUUGUUAUAUUUGUUUCUCCCCAUCAUGUGUAUUUUACUGAGACAUGUUUAAAUCUGAUAAAAAUGCAUUGUGAAUGGAUAUAACCAUGUAGAAUGAAUGAAUGACCCAAGCUCUAUGGGGUCGCCUUGUUCCAGUGCCAAAUUUCAGAAUGGCGACCUGGGAUAAUCUUUUCAUUGAUUGUGUUUUGUUUUUUUUUUUGUUUGUUUUUUGUGCUUUUCCCAUUUGUGCCUUAUUCUUGUUUCUAUUGGCAUACUGUGUGAGUUGACAGACAUUCAGAGAAACUCAACACAGAGACAAUGCAGUAUUAACCUGGCACGCUCCAAUUGGAUUUAUUUACCAGGAUGGGUUUGUACAACUCAUCAAGACGCUUUGUCGAACGAUCGGCGAUGUGUGGGGAACAAUGUGGUUUUGGUGUUUUUCGAUCCCAAAGGAUUGUGAUAAUGAACUCCACUGCACAGGAGAGUAGGCGUCUAGCUUCUGUUCAGAGGAAUGAGGGGGAGUCUGUCAUGACGGAACUGUUCCCUCUGACUCCAUUCUCCAGCCUGGAGUCCUCCGAUUUGUGUCAUUCUUUAUGGAAAGCCAAGUGAAAAUAAUUUAUAUUUGUGAAAAGGAAAGCCACUGUUCAGAUGAAUUGUACUGUACAUAAUGUUUAUAGACCUCUAUGUAUUAAACUUUCCUACGUCAUGGAA